CCUGUCCCUGCUCGCUCAGCCUCCUCCGGUCGUCGCCAUGGUGCAGAUGAUGGAGUCGCAGUGCGAGUAUUUCAUGUAUUUCCCGGCGGUGCCCAUCACGGAUCUGUCGGACCCGGCCCGGUACCGCACUCUGCCCCGCCGGAGUCACCUCUACCUGGGCGAGACGGUCCGCUUUCUCCUGGUGCUGCGCUGCAGGGACGCUGGGGCGACGCCAACCGAGCACGGCCCCGCAGGGGGCACAGACGGCAGUGCAGCCGGUUUUGGGACAGAGUCGGCCAGUAGCCGGGCGUGGAGAGAGCUGGCUGGAUCUCUGUGUGCCGUGGCCAGCGUGAGUCCAGGUGAAAGUAGCCGCCAUCGGGGCAACCACCACCAGCAUCACCACGACUACCAGAGCAGCGGGGAUGAAGCCAACGAUGACGGUGAGGAAGACUACAUUGCAGCAGCAGAGGCAGCCAUUGCGGCGCUCGGCAGCAGGGUGGACUCCCGGUGUCGGAGCUUCAGGGACUGCAAGCCUCUGCUCAUCCACAACUCAUCUGGGACGGCGGUGAGGGAGUUCCGCAGGGCGCCUGUUCAGUCUCCUCUGGACGAGCCAGUGGUUUUGACAGAUGAAGUGAUCUUCCCCCUCACCGUGUCUCUGGACAAACUCCCCGUCAGCACCCUGAAAGUCAAGGUGAUGGUCACGGUGUGGAAGAAGGAGGCAGAGAAAGCGGAGGUGCAGGAGCUCGGCUACCUGAGCGUCCUACAGCAACGAGAGCCAACACACACCUUCAGACACGACCUGAACACCUUCAAAGCUCAGGUGAGCACCACUCUGACCGUCCUGCCGCCUCCCACUGUCCGCUGUAAACAGAUGACCGUCUCUGGGAGACACCUCGCCGUCCUCAAAGUGUUGAACGAGUCUUCACAGGAGGAAGUGAGUGUUCGGGACGUUCGGAUUUUACCAAACCUCAAUGCUUCCUACCUUCCCAUGAUGCCGGAUGGCUCCGUGCUGCUGGUGGACAACGUGUGCCAUCAGUCUGGUGAGGUCGGCAUGGCGUCUUUCUGCAGGGUGGACAGCCUGGCCUGCCGCCUUCCCAGCAUGCUCAGCGCUUUGGAGGAGCACGACUUCCUGUUUCAGCUUCACCUCAAUGACAUGCCACAAGACGACUCCAACGAGGGGCUGGAGGUUCCCCUGGUCGCUGUACUGCAGUGGUCGACUCCCAAGAUGCCUUUCACCAACUGUAUCUACACCCACUACAGGUUGCCUAGUAUCCGUCUGGACCGGCCACGGUUCGUCAUGACGGCCAGCUGUCCCAGCACCGUCAAGGUGAAGGAACACUUCAAGGUCAAAUACAUUCUGCUCAACAACCUGCAGGACUUCCUGGCUGUUCGACUCGUCUGGACUCCAGAGGGUCGAGGUCAAGGUGAGGACGCGUCGCUGGCGGCUGUUGUUUGUCACACUCCUCUCAGUAACCUCGGACACUGUCGCAAAGGCAGCACUCUGUCCUUCAGAGUGGCCUUUCAGAUCCUCAAACCAGGACUGUAUGAGCUGAGCCAACACAUGAAGCUGAAGCUCCAGUUCACUGCCUCGGUGUCCAACCCUCCGCCUGAUGCUCGGCCGCUCUCACGUAAAAACAGCCCGUCCAGCCCGGCGGUUCGAGACCUGCUGGACCGACACCAGGCCAGUUUGGGUCGAUCACAGUCCUUCUCCCACCAGCAGCCAUCUCGAUCCCACAUCAUGAGGACGGGCAGUGCCAUGGAGCGCCGGGCCAUCACCCCUCCCGUUGGCUCUCCUGUCGGCCGGCCGCUUUACCUGCCGCCGCAGGACAAGACGCUGCUGUCGCUGGACAAGAUCGCCAAGAGGGAGUGUAAAGUGCUGGUGGUGGAUCCUGUCAGCUAGGGAGCAAGGACGCAAGGAGGGAGGAGAGGAAAGGACAAGGAAGCAGUGAGAAGAGGCCUCAAAAGGAGGACAUACUUCUGUUUAAUCUGAGAAAUCAAUCAGUGAAAACAAAAAAAGGAAACAUAAGGCAUGAAAAAAUAAGACUGUGACAAGUUGUCUGUCACAAAUAGAAACACCUGAAGAAGAAGCGGAGAGGAAGAUGAUCUCCUCUUCAGCUUCUCUUCGUAUUGAAUAUGAACCUGCUGCCUCGAGUUUCUGCAGGAGAGCAUUUUAAUUUAAACAGGAACACAAAGAAGAAACAGAAACAAAUGUCCUGAUGAGAAAACAAACUGUCCUGCGAUGAACAGACACUGUACGAAAUGUGUUCACACUUUAAAUGUCACAUUUUAAUGUAUUAUGAUGUUUGUGUAUUAUUUAAAGGUUCUGUAUGUAACUUCUUACAUGUAUUAUUGUUUUUAUUGCCAGUGGGUGAACUGGUUGUAACAUAACUUAAGACUUCCCCGUCUUUCUCUGUUGCCUCCAACAGCCUGUGGACUGACUUCUAUGUCAAAGACUUGAAUUAUCCAGGAAAAUCCAAAAAGGAUGUGACAUUACACGUUCCCAAGCCUCUCUUCAGCUAGCUCCAAAGCUAACAGUGAGCAAUAUUAGCUAAAGUAACACUAGGAAAUGGAGUCCGCUAACUUCAUGAUGGUCCAUGAUAAAACUUCACUCAGCGCCCUGUAGCAACUCGAACUCAGCCAGAGCAAGACCAAGCGCCCAAGCACCAAGGAUCUGAUCCCGGAGUCCUCUGUGGAUCAGCAAACCUUCUGUUGCUGCCUUUACAUGGUUAGACCCAGCAGUGUUGCUGACCACCACCAGCUUACUGUGAACCCUGUGUCUGGGGUUUGCGCUAGCUGAAAUCAAGUUGCAACAGCGCUAAGGUCUGAGCUGCCGUCCACUUUCCUGGAAAAUAGUGUCCUAGAGGUGGGCGUCUCAGGUUCGGUACUGAGGAAAAAAAACACUAACGUUAAAGGAACAGUGACAUGUAAAAUAUAUAGUGAUAAUGUGUUUUUAGUUGGCAGAGACGGACCUACAUUUAACAACUCAUUCAGCCAGAACAAGACAGAGUUCAGAGGGUCUGAUUUUGGACUGCUGUCUCAUCCACCUGACUCCACGCCAUCAGCAAAUCCUCUGUUGCUGCAGUUACACGGCUUAGACCCUGUGCUGCUGCUGGCCACAAUCCCGCUGUGAACCCGGAGGGUGGGGUUUGUACUAGCUGAAUUCAAAUUGGUACAGCACUAAGGUCUGAGCUGCCGUCCAAUUCCUCCAUGGGCGGUAGUGUCCUAGAGGCGAGGAGUGAGGUGAAGGGUCUGCAGACUGUGCUAGCUUACUAAUUCUUGUCUUAUUUGUGGUUUGAUCCAUUUAAUUCAUCGCCCCAUAUCAUAUUUUUAGCACCACCCACUGCUGAAAAGAAAUCCUGAUGUUAGAGGAAAACACUGAAAUAUGAAAUAUAGGAUUUAGACAGACUUAGGUACUAAGUCCAAGUGCAGGAGCCUCUCUGGCACAAACUGGAUCUUUAGUAACAUUUUUGCUAGCAAAAUACUAUCUGAGUGGAUAUGUCAGUUGGCUAGCUUCUUGCCAAAUUACUUCCCCAGCUAAUAUGAUCUUUGAUACUAACUUAAGUAUUAUGAUAAGUCAGGAAUGAUUAGGCUAUAAGCUAAUUGUAAACUGAGGAAGGGUUAGCCAGCUAGCUUCUGCUGUUGGUUGCUUCAUAGCGUUAGCUGAUAAAGUAAUUUUCAAACAGUAAAUUAUCAUUUAGCCUAUGGUCCAAAUGAAAUAUAGAAACAUUGGUAACAUUAUUAUAUGAUGGUUAUUUAUUUUGGUCAACGCCCAGGUGCCCGCUUGCAGCUACAGAGUACAGACAGUUAGCGUCCUCAGAGAGAGGGGUCACUGAUAACAAGAUUUAUGAAAGUAACAUACAGAACCUUUAAAGAUGACAUUACAGAGAUGUUACAGGGAAGACAAACAGUUCACCUGGACUGAAUUCAUCUUUUAUUUCAGUGUUACCAUCAGUGUGUUCACAAUCACAGCCAACAGGUUUAAACAAACAUUAAAUAUAAUCACAGCUUUCAGUUUCCCUCGUUCCACAACCUGAACUGAAGAAAACAAAAACAGAAACAUCUUAACUGUUGGACGGCUUGUGAUUAAAUGUGGUUUACUACUGACUUUUUAUGUGAAGGUUAACGGGCUUUCAGGCCAAUGGGACAUUUUUCAGGCUAUUGAGGUUUCUGAAUUAUGAGCUGUCGGAACAAUGACUGGUCCUUCUGACAAGACGUGAAAAUCAAUUGAUCAUUUUUAUCAUGUGACAACAGUUUUCAGUACCGUUGCUGUAUUAUCAAUAUUUUCAUCUUAGACAGUUGUGCCUUCACAUUUUGAGGAUAUGCAAAGAAACACACAACAAACAAAUAUACUGCAUGUAAUAAACUUAUUUAAAUCACACUCAGAUGCAGUUUUUGACUGUAAACAAUCAGACCUGGAGCCUGUUUCAUAAAGUAUGUGUGAGCACUGCUCAGCUCUCACAUGUUCGGACGUUGAAAAUAUAGUGUUUGAUUUGUGAAACAUGUCAACAUGAGGAGGGAUGUCACAUUUACUACAAAUAAUAUGCAUUUGAUGUUAUUUCCAAAACGAGCUUCUGAGUUUAACAUGUGUGUUUAACAAAACGAGCUUCUGAGUUUAACGUGUGUUUAACAUUGUGGGGUUUUUUUGUUUCAGCCACAGAUACUUGAAACCUGCCACAGAUCACAGAGACGAUGAGUCAAUUAACCAAUCAGAGGAAAAUGGGCCCAAAGAAAAUCACACUAACUGGGUCACUGAAAAAAAAAUCUUCUGAGUUCACACAGUACUCUCCCUGUCAUGUGACACUAUGGGGACACUUUCUCAUUUCAAUCUUCUUCUUUUCAAAUGUCGGUAAUACAUUUUGUGUCUGAAUUAUACAGUUUUCAUCUCUGUCACAGUGGCUAUUAUCACAGAGGCCUGGAAAGGCAACGUCCAGUUGGCAGGAGAUAGUGUCUUGUAUGUAUAGUAGCUACAAAAGUUUGGGCACCCCUGGUGAAAAUUUCUUUUACUGUGAGUAGUUAGGUAAGUAGAAGAUUAACUGAUCUCCAAAAGGCAUAAAGUUAAAAAUGAAACAUGAUUUUCAACAUG
Epinephelus lanceolatus (giant grouper) is the source of this 5062-nucleotide messenger RNA. RefSeq names its product trafficking protein particle complex subunit 14-like. Gene Ontology annotation, molecular function: alpha-tubulin binding. Gene Ontology annotation, biological process: cilium assembly. Gene Ontology annotation, cellular component: TRAPPII protein complex. Lineage: Eukaryota; Metazoa; Chordata; Actinopteri; Perciformes; Serranidae. The record is from RefSeq and is a predicted model, not a curated record.